Molecule: messenger RNA, 3099 nt
Organism: Yarrowia lipolytica CLIB122
Lineage: Eukaryota; Fungi; Ascomycota; Dipodascomycetes; Dipodascales
Biological process (GO): transmembrane transport
Cellular component (GO): plasma membrane
Molecular function (GO): oligopeptide transmembrane transporter activity
Source: RefSeq, a predicted model, not a curated record
AUGCGAAAAGUAAGGGUCAAGAGGCAUAAUCUGCAUUUGCCGGAGGAGCACAAUGGCAGAGUGCCAUUCCCUGGACGCGCCCAUGGCUUAGCAGGCCAUAUACAUAUAGACCGGGGUGCCGGAGGAUCAGACUCCAUACCGCUUCUGGAAGAACAAGACGAGUCUCUGGCUGGACCUUCCCACGAUCCCAUAGACGACUCUUUUUCUAUAAGCGCAGAGGACCCGUACAACAGCUACCACAGCACUCCGUCUGACUUCCUCAAUAACUACAACGACUACCCCGACGAGCCCGGCAUCCCACUACUACCAAUGGAGAAAGACCACACCCACGAAAAGGGCCACUCGGAUGAGCACGUCAUCAUCGACACCGCCGAGGUGCUCGAAGACACGUGCUUCUACGUGGCUUACAAGCUCGGCAUUGCCACCGUUGACGACGAACCCUUCCCGGAGUCCGUUUCCUACAUUGCCCUCAAGGUUGACGAGAUGGGCGAUGAAGAGGCGCUAGCCAUCCUCAAACGCCACGUGGAGUACCACAAGGACGACCGAAACAUCCCCGAGUCGUCCAUGCUGCUCUGGCGGUCGCUGAUCCGCCAUUCUGAAGAGUAUGCCCAAGGAAACAUCUCCGAGUCUGGAGAAGCUAAUCCCUCUCUUUCGGCCAAGAAGAACACUGAGUCCACAGUCGACAGAGUGGCCACCCGAGCGACCUACGAAGACGGAUCUGCCGAUCUCGACCCCGCUAACAUGUCUCCCAACGAACUGAGCCUGGCUAUUCGAUACCAUGCUGCCAUUUUCCACUACUGGUCUCCCUACAUCGAGGUACGAUCAGUCACAGACCCCUUUGACGACCCCAACCUGCCUGUGGAGACCAUCCGAGCGUACCUGGCUGGAAUUAUCUGGCUCAUUGUUGGUGCUGGAGUCAACCAGUUUUUCUCUGUGCGAAUGCCUGCCAUUUCCAUCUCUACCAUGGUCUGCCAGCUGCUGCUCUACCCCACUGGCAAGGCACUGGAGUAUAUUCUGCCCGAUAAGGGCUUCACAUUCCGUGGUACCCGACACUCGCUCAACCCUGGGCCCUGGAACAACAAAGAACAGAUGCUGGCCACCAUGUUCAUCUCCGUCGCCAUCGGAGGCACCUACAUCACCUCCUACAACCUGUUUGUGCAGAUUCUGCCCAUGUACUACGGAGUCGACUACGCCCGACAGUUUGGUUACACUCUGACCCUGACUCUUGCGUCGCAGUUUAUGGGUUUUGGUUUUGCGGGUCUGCUCCGAAAGUUUGUCGUCUACCCUACCAAGGCCAUGUGGCCAACUCUGAUGCCCACUCUGGCUCUCAACCGAGCCCUGCUGGUCAAGCAGAAGCGAGAGAAGGUGCACUCCUGGACCAUUUCGCCCUACAAGUUCUUCUUUGUUGUUGUCGCAUGCGCGUUUGUCUACUUCUGGUUCCCCAGCUAUAUUUUCCAGGCUCUGUCAACCUUCAACUGGAUCACCUGGAUUGCUCCUGACAACCUCAACAUCAACAUCGUCACUGGUGCUCAGGGUAUGGGUGUCAACCCCUGGCCUACCUUUGAUACCAACAACAUGUUUGCGCUGUUUGAUCCUUUGGUUCUGCCACAGUUCACCGUUCUUAACACAUACGCUGGAAUGAUCCUUGGUGCCUCUGUUAUCCUCGGACUCUACUACACUAACACCAAGGGCACUGCUCACCUGCCCAUCAACUCCAACCGAAUCUUUGACAACACUGGAAAGUCAUACAAUGUUUCUCGAGUGCUUACUGAUGGAACCUUUGAUGACACCAAGUACCGAACCUACUCGCCCCCCUUCUACACUGCUGCUAACCUCAUGGUAUACUCCAGUUUCUUCGCCAUUUACACUCUUGGUUUUGUCUACAUUGGCCUAUCCGAGUGGUUUACCAUGGUCGAGUCUUUCCGAGAUGUGAAGCAGGCCUUCAUCGACAUCUUCAUGACCACGAAGUUCUACAUCAUGCGAAUAACCAACCGCAAGGCCACCCGACACGAUAUGGACAGUUCCCAGUUCACCAACCGACAGGACGAGCCCUUCUCACGAAUGAUUGCUGCCUACCCCGAGGUCCAGAACUGGGUCUUUAUUGGUCUCCUGGUGGUAUCUUUUGUCCUGGCGGUCAUUGCCAUUCGAGUGUGGCCCACAGACACUCCCAUCUGGGGUCUCUUCUUCUGCCUGGGUAUCAACCUCGUCUUCCUGAUUCCCUUGACUCUCAUUCUUGCAUACACUGGAUUCGGAUUCGGUCUCAACGUGCUCGUCCAGCUCAUUGUUGGUUACGCUCUCCCAGGUCAUCCUCAGGCCAUGAUGAUCCUUAAGGCCAUUGGCUACCAGGUUGAUGGACAGGCCCAAAACUUCAUCACCGACCAAAAGGUGUCUUACUACACUCACAUGCCCCCACGAGCUUUGAUGCGAUCUCAACUCAUUGGUACUCUGGUUGGAGCAUUUGUUUGUCUCGGUGUGCUCUACUACCAGCUUGAGAUUGAAGGUAUCUGCACUCCCGAGCAGGCCACCACAACCAAGUUCACCUGUGUGUCUCAGAACACCUUCUUCUCGGCCUCUGUCAUCUGGGGAGCUCUCGGUCCAGCCAAGAUGUUCCAGAUCUACCCUGCCAUGAAGUACAUGUUUCUGCUUGGUGCCGUCGUUGGUCUCAUCUUCUGGGCCGUGCAGUACCCUCUGCCCACUUUUCUGGCCAAGAAGUUCCCCCAGCACCGAGAGCGAAUUCUGUCUUUGCAGUCUACCCUGAAAUUGUUCAACCCCGUCAUCUUUGUUGGCGGUGUUCUCAACUUUGCUCCUUACAACCUGUCCUAUGCUACUGGCGGUCUGUACGUCUCCUUGCUCUUUUCCUGGAUCAAGCGACGAUAUUCUGCCUGGUGGCGUAAGUACACCUACGUUCUUGAUGCUGGUCUCAUCACCGGAAUUGCAUUCUCGGCCAUCAUCAUCUUCUUUGCAGUCCAAUACAAGGGAGUGGAGCUCGAGUGGUGGGGAAACACUGUGUCUUACGACAACCUGGACUUUAAGGGUGCCAUUCUGAAACCCCUGGCCGCUGGAGAGACCUUUGGUCCUUCGCCUGAGAACUUCCCUUAG